AUGGAGCCACAUCGUCUCAGACUGGUGCACAUGCGACUCGCGCUGCACCAGCCACGUGCCCAUAAUGACAUUUUUAUUCAUAGCACUGCUUCUACAAGAAACGCUGAACGCUCGGCGGCAGCAGCGGAGGCGUACCUGUUGGACUGCCAGGAUGCUUCGCCAGCUGACAUUGCGUUCAUCAUCGAUGGCUCUGGGAGCGUUUUGAUGGAUGGUUUCACAAAAUCACUUCAGUUUGUUCAACGGAUUGUAGAUGCUUUCGAUAUAGGAUCGUCAGCAACUCAGGUGGCACUGAUCGUCUUCGAUCACCAUGCUCGUAUCCAGUUUUAUUUUAACAAGAAUAAUGACGUGACGACCUUAAAAUCAGCUAUUUCAGCAAUUAAUUAUCCGGGUGGAGAAACAAAUAUUACCGCCGCAAUUGUCAAGGCAACAGAAAUGUUCCAGGAUACAUCUGUAUCAGGACGCCGAUCAUCGACUACUGGAAUUGUUAUACUCAUGACAGACGGUGUGACUGACCUCUUUGAGCCAAGCAUAAACGCUGCACAAAAGCUGAAAGAUCUGGGGAUUAUCAUUGAUACAGCGGGUGUAGGAAGUUCCGUUAAUGUUGAAGAAUUGAAAAAUGUGGCCACAAAUGCAUCUUAUUACUUUAAUGCAGACAAUUACAACUCACUGGAAAGUAUUUCUGGACCAUUGACGUCGUCAGCUUGUAAAGAUAUUGGCGGCUGCAACUGUAAAAAUGGAGGAACUUGUAUCCCGGGAAACUUUAGAAGCUAUUGCGAUUGUCCAGCCAUCUAUACAGGAUCUGAUUGCGAGAAAUCAAUAUGUGAUGAAUCCCCGUGCGCAAAAGGAGAAUGCAGUGUUUCCGGCGAAGCCUGGUUUUGUUCAUGUCAAGCUGGGUACACGGGAACUCGUUGCAAAAUCAGUAUGUGAGAUUGUGC
Messenger RNA from Mercenaria mercenaria, 935 nucleotides. Its product is annotated as von Willebrand factor A domain-containing protein 2-like. The record is from RefSeq and is a predicted model, not a curated record. Lineage: Eukaryota; Metazoa; Mollusca; Bivalvia; Venerida; Veneridae. The transcript has 6 exons. Bases 1 to 927 code for a protein of 308 amino acids.